AUGACGCAGCCGGGCCGGAUGGUGGUGAUGGGGGAUGUGGGGGCCACGUGGUACUGCAGGACAGUGGUAGCAGAUCUUCAGCACGAGGGCUGCAUGUUUGUGGCGGCUCGUGGAGGUGCAGGUGGCCAUGGCAACCACUUCUUUACCUCAGACACCCUGCAGAGUCCCAAAGUAGCAGAGUGUGGAGCUGAGGGAGAGCAGCUUGACUAUGUCCUGGAACUCAGCAGCAUGGCGAACGUCGGCCUGAUAGGACUGCCGAACGCUGGCAAGAGUACGCUGUUGCGAGCCAUCUCCAGGGCACGGCCCAAGGUCGCUUCGUACCCCUUCACUACGCUCAAGCCUCAUGUGGGCAUCGUACAGUACGACGACUACGAACAGGUAGCAGUGGCAGAUCUGCCUGGCCUCAUAGAAGGUUCACACAAGAACAGAGGCCUAGGCAUAGCAUUCCUGAAGCAUGCGGAGCGCUGUGCAGUGCUAGUUUACGUGGUAGAUGCAUCGUGUGACAAGCCCUGGACUCACCUAUGGCUGCUGCAGCACGAGCUGGGCCAGUUCUGCAAGGACAUGCUGUCUCGCUCGCAACUCGUCGUUUGCAACAAGGUGGACCUGCCUGGCGCCCAGGUUAGACCGUCUACUCUUGGCGAGUAG
Molecule: messenger RNA, 645 nt
Organism: Bacillus rossius redtenbacheri
Lineage: Eukaryota; Metazoa; Arthropoda; Insecta; Phasmatodea; Bacillidae
Product: mitochondrial ribosome-associated GTPase 2
Exons: 4
Coding region: 1-645 (214 amino acids)
Cellular component (GO): mitochondrion
Molecular function (GO): GTPase activity; GTP binding
Source: RefSeq, a predicted model, not a curated record